This is a messenger RNA of Zychaea mexicana, 180 nucleotides long. RefSeq lists its product as uncharacterized. Gene Ontology annotation, cellular component: mitochondrial DNA-directed RNA polymerase complex. The annotation marks the transcript as partial. The record is from RefSeq and is a predicted model, not a curated record. NCBI's taxonomy places the organism in Eukaryota, Fungi, Mucoromycota, Mucoromycetes, Mucorales, Lichtheimiaceae. Gene Ontology annotation, molecular function: mitochondrial promoter sequence-specific DNA binding; DNA-directed RNA polymerase activity. The transcript has a single exon. Gene Ontology annotation, biological process: mitochondrial transcription.
UGGAGAAAAGCUGAUGAAUCUAUGUUAUUUUUAGCUUUUUGUUUUGAGUUACAAGGUUAUAAUAAAGAUCCAUUAAGCUUUAUUUCUAGAUUACCAAUUUAUUUAGAUGCAACAUAUAAUGGUGUGCAACAUUUAGCUGCAAUGAUUUCUGAUUUUGAUCUAGCUAGUAAAGUAAUUUAG